This is a messenger RNA of Ectocarpus sp. CCAP 1310/34, 3478 nucleotides long. Lineage: Eukaryota; Phaeophyceae; Ectocarpales; Ectocarpaceae. The record is from the annotation of a GenBank genome assembly.
CAAAAUGCACCGGCGGCCCAAGAGCCUACCCGGAACCACAACAGACAACAACAACCGUCGGUUGGGCGGAGACUAAGUAAGGUCGGGCAGGGCGGCGGGCUAUGGACUCUUUGGCUGGCGGGGAUGCGUCUGCACACGACGAGGAGCACCAACUUGGAGCCACGAGCGCUCAAGCCCACAUGGAGGUGGUCCUAACCUUCUGGAAGGAGUUCAACCUUGACGGGAGGCGACUGCAGCUCGACAAGCAGGGCCUGGAGCUCCAAGAUGCGAAGGACGCCAGCCUCGUCAGGCGCAAGAACCUGGCCGAGCUCACCAAGGAGUUCCGCAAGAAAUCCGACCAGGAGAAGGUGGCGGGUGUGCAGCGGCUCGUCAAGGCGUACCAGGAGGAGAUAGACACCCUCGCCAAGCGGUGCCGCGCGUCGGACUCGGCCUUCUUCUCGCUGUACAAGGGGCUCUACGAGGCUCCCGAUCCCGCGAAGGCCCUGGAGCGGUCCGCGUCCGAGAGGCCCCGGGCCGCGGCUUCUGAGGCAUGGUUGCAGAAGCUGCGGUCGGAGCUGGCGGAGUACGAGGAGGAGUUUAGCAAGCUCAAGAAUCAGGACAUCACCAUUCGUCGGCUUGAAGACGUGAUUGCGGAGUUCGAGGAGGGCGCGGAGGCCAAGGUAGAGGAAGAGGCCGAAGCGCGUCUAAAGGUGGCUCAGGAGGCGGCGGAUGCGAAGUUGGAGGCAGCAAGGGAGCGGGAAGCGCAGCUGGCAAAGAGUCUGCAGUCUGCGGAGGAGUCGCUCUCGGAAGCCAGGCAGGCGGCGGAAGUGAUGGAGAGCAGGCUGUUCGAAUCCUCGAGGGAAGCACAGGAGGCCGAGGCGGCGUGGGAGGUGGAGAGGGAGAUACUCUCGCAGACCAACGAAUCGGCGCAGGCACAGCUCACGCGGCUGGAGCAAGAGCUGCAGCAUCUCCGAGAGCGUGAAGGCAGCGGCCUCUCACCCUCCGCAGCAACCACCGCCGAAGCAACACCGUCGGCAGCGGGACCCCCUGCUCCGGACGGAGUUGGAGGAGGAGGAGGCGUCAGCCACGCCGAGGCGGUUGAUGCGGAGCUUACCGAGCUGACGCGCGUGAACUCGCAGCUGCGGGGGGAGCUGGUAGCCCGGUCGUCGGCGUGGAGGGAGGAGAAGGUAUCUCUCGAGGCCGCGUUGAAGACAUCUAAGGAGGCGUGUUCCGUCGAAGCGGCGGCCGCGGCGGGGCUAAGGAAGGAGCUGGAGGCGAGACCGACGGUGUCGGAGGUGAAGGCGCUUCGGCGGCAGCUGAGGGUGCUGCAGCAGCUGGAGUUCAACGCGAGCAACGAUGACGAAGAAGAGGGUGCUGAAGCGGAGGAAGCCAUGAUUGGUGAGGACGAGCCUCAUGGAGCGGACCCCGAGCACACCGCCAUCCAGGCCGAGCGUACGAUGGAACAGGUAAUCCGAGGGAGAGUGCGGCGUCUCGAGGCCGACCUCACCUCCUCCCGCCGCCUCGCUGAGGAGCGAGGCGCCGACGCCGCGCGCCUCCAGCGCGCUCUCGACUCCGCCACCGCCCUUGCCUCCGAGCGACUAGAGACGAUCAACCGCCUAGAGGACGACCUAGCGACGGCGGCUGGCGGGGGGGGAGGGGCGGGGACGCCGCGUGGAGGGGAGGGAACGGAUGCCCUCCGGGAGCUGCUGGGGGUCGGGGAGGCGGAGGGGGGGCCUGCGGGCGGGGACGGCGGGGUGGGGGGUGAGGCUGGGACCCAUGGGGUGCUGGGGAUCGUGCAGGCCCAGCGCGAUCGGUUCCGUCGGCGUAUCAAAGAGCUUGAGGCCGAGAGGGAGGACGAGCAGAGGGAGGCCAGGGCCGCCCAGGGGGUGAUGGAGAACCUCCAGCGGGACAACUUGCAGCUCUACGAGAAGGUUCGGUUCUUGCAGAGCUACCAAAGAGGGGCCACGGGGGCAGACAAGAACAACGUCCUCGCCGCCGCAGGAGGCAUGACCCCGGGGGUCGGGGACGUCGAGGCCGGCGGCGGCGGCGGCCGCGGGGCAGCAAGGGAAGGAGAGGAGGGGGGUUCGCGGAAGGCAACGGAGGCUCGGUACGGGCAGCUUUACGAGGCGAGAAUCAACCCCUUCACCCAGUUCUCGCAGCGGGAGCGGCAGCGCAAGUACCAGGAGCUCACGGUGGCGGAGAAGAUCACGCUGAAUACCACCCGCAUGUUCCUUGGGAACAAGUUUGCCAGGAACUUCGUGUUCUUCUAUGUGGUCUUGCUUCACGUGGUGGUCUUCACCACUCUCAACUACUGGACACACUCGCACUCUCAACUAAUGCUACAGGAAACACUCGAAGCGCACCAAGUGGAGCCAAGGGCCGCUGGCCCGGGGGCUUAGCGGCCUUCCCGCUUCUGACCCAGACCCUUGGUAGACACGCGGGCGGGCGAGCGGGGGAGGGCAUGCCCGAGCGGAAGCGCGCUCGACUGUUUUGUUUUUGUCGUGGAAAUAAACCCUUAUUGGUUACGUGUUGCUGUUUUAAUCGUCAUCGGUGCGUUGUGGUUGUGAAAGUGUUCGUGACAUGCCGAUGGAGAAAGAUGGAGACAGACAGAGAGGGUUCCCCGCCUGCUUCGGUUGGGCUUUCUCCAUUCCCUCUUGGUUCGAGCCUGGAGAGAGGGAGAGAGGGGGGGAGGGGGGGAGAGAGAGAGCACCAUUGGGCGGCUGUGGGAGAGGCGCAAGGCCACGCAACCUUAGCCACGCGGGCACAUAGCGAAGGUGUGGGGGGGAUAGUGGAAAGCCGCCGGGGGGGGGGGCAGCAGCCCAUGCCUUCUCCCACGACAGCAGCCGCGGCAUUUAUUUAGACUUCAGGCACGCACGGAGAGAACGCGUGUUACGAUGGUCGAUUGGUUGUGGCUGUUUUUGUUGUUGCGUCUCUCGUAUGCUGCACUCGUUUUCUUGUCGGCCGUGUGGGGUUGGUUGUCCCCCAUGAAAGUACUCCUGUAUUUUUCAGAGACGACGGCGGUUCUUCCAUGGUUGUUCUCGUGUUCGUCGGGAGGCAGGGUUAUGCUAAGCUUGUUGCGCCGGCCGUGUUUUCAGGCUAACCUCUUGUUUCAUUAAAGGUUGCAUCGUCCAACCUUUGGACCAAGGUUAGGUUGUCUCGAAGGAGGAUGAGGGGGGUACUAGCGGGCGAGUCGGCGUCUUUUGUUUUGAAAUUGCGUGCGAAAUGGAAAAUACGGAGUGUGUGUGCUUUGGUCUCGUCUAUCGUGUGGAUAGGCCUGCCCGUUCGCUACAGAUACAUUCGACGCGUCGACUGGAGCAGUAGGAAGGGUGAGGUUAACCCUGUUUUGUUUCUCCUGCGGUGCCUGCCUUCAAGUUGCGAGAUAGCCGGAAGAGUGUACUGAGUUUUAGAAAACUCUUUGAAGUAUACAUCAAACCACAAAAAAAAAAGACUAAAACACCCGUUCGGGACAAUACCACAAUCACUCACAGGACACAGAAGG